This is a messenger RNA of Exaiptasia diaphana, 847 nucleotides long. RefSeq lists its product as uncharacterized. The record is from RefSeq and is a predicted model, not a curated record. The transcript is spliced from 2 exons. NCBI's taxonomy places the organism in Eukaryota, Metazoa, Cnidaria, Anthozoa, Actiniaria, Aiptasiidae. Bases 209 to 847 code for a protein of 212 amino acids.
CGGCAAAAAAAGAGGUCUUUUUGAAUAAGUUGGUUAUAUGUUUUUUAACAUAUAUUAAACCUUUUUAAGCUCGUUCUUUCAGUUUUUGAUAGUUUUUUUUCGGGGGAAAGAUUGGUUUUUCUGACCUCCGUAAGAAACGUCUCGAUUAACAGUCACGUGAUGUCGUUACGUCACACGUGUGUAACCCAUUUGAGGCAUUGUAGUAAACAUGGCUAGCGAGGAGGAUUGCAGUAGUAUAAGUUCGAAUAAUAGUAGUUCCAGUAGCGAUAGUAGUAGUUCCGAUGGCUCAGAGGUACUUGUAGGGGAMGGAGAGGCCAAUUCUAUUUUACCUUGGCGGUUUGAGCCCGUUGGCCGCAGACGGGAACCUUUAGAAGAAGUCCACGAGAUCGAAGACGAUGGCCGCCAUGAAAGAUUUCGAAACAGCAACUGGUGCAUGUGCGAGCAUUGUCAAAUCAUGGAUAGGCCAGUAGAGUGCAUAUGUUGCCAGGAGAUUGAUCAAAUAAAAUCAAAACUUCGUGAAGCAGUCGAAGUUGAUGGCUUKGCUGAGACCUCKUGCAUCACACAGCAYCCUGGCUUCUUAGCGGUGUGCACUAAUCGCUGGGUUCUUCAAACGGCCUGGUUUCAAUAUCGRCAAYAUUACGGAGGCGAUUUACGUGAUAUUCCCCAGCACAAACGGAAUAGACAUGUUGCAUAUCGUCAACUUGUUCGUUGGUGCUGGGGUAUUUUGGGCAAAGAAAUAAGGGUGACUUUGCCUUCAUGUGCCGUAAUGUGCAUUCGGGCUCAUUUUCCUCCUCCAGGUUUGGAAGAAGAUUUUAUUUUUACUGGGUUUAGAUAUGCAGAUGAAUAA